Molecule: messenger RNA, 1212 nt
Organism: Salvia splendens (bonfire salvia)
Lineage: Eukaryota; Viridiplantae; Streptophyta; Magnoliopsida; Lamiales; Lamiaceae
Product: protein TIFY 10b
Exons: 5
Coding region: 198-1010 (270 amino acids)
Biological process (GO): response to wounding; regulation of jasmonic acid mediated signaling pathway; regulation of defense response
Cellular component (GO): nucleus
Source: RefSeq, a predicted model, not a curated record
ACAUUCUUUCCUCCAUCACACAAAUUCAAAUAAUAUCAAAAUUCAAGCACAUGUAAUUCUACUCCAUAUACUACUACUAUUCCAAUGUUUGCCUCCCUCCUCGCCUAACUUCCCCUUUUCCUAUUUACUCUCAAUUUUCCAUCAUCCAUUUCCAGCUAAAAAAUACCUUCUUUUUUCAGCUCGUCAAUUCGUCGAACAUGUGGACUGCGACAGACACCUCUCAUGACCGGAGGAAAGGGAAGGCGCUCAGGACGUCGAAUUUCGCCGAAACCUGCAAUCUCCUCAGCCAGUACAUGAAGCAGAAGCGCACCCUCAGAGACUUAAAUCUCGAAAUCGGUGGAAAAGUUGAAAGCAUCGAAACUCUAGUGAAGCCUGGAUCAUCUCUUGCUGCGGCGAAACGUGCGAGCACGGAUUCACCGGUAAACUGUGCGAAAUCUGCGCUUACGGCGACGGAAAUUCCGAUUGUGGCGGUGGAAGAGGCUUCGGAUAAAGAUUGCACAUGCAAAGAUCCCAAGAUUGCGCAGUUGACGAUCUUUUACUCGGGAAAGGUGUUGGUUUUCGACGAUUUUCCGGCGGAUAAGGUUCGAGAUGUCGUGCACGUGGCCAAAAAGAGCGGUUCGAAGAUGUCUUACGGCAUCACGGCCACGCGCAUGGUCGCUCCGGAGCGGCCGAAUCCCGUGGCCGCGGUGUCUAGCCCGCGCGAGGGGCUGCCGCCGCGGCCGCAUGCUGGGAAGCAGCACGUUGGCAUUUCGUCGAACACCUGCAAGGCUAGAGUGAGCGAAGCCGGGCCGUCGAGUUCGGGAAGUGACGAGGAGCUCUCGACUAUUUCUGAGGGUAGUGGAUCAGAUUUGCCAAUUGCAAGGAGAUCAUCACUUCAUAGGUUUCUUGAGAAGAGAAAAGAUCGAUAUGCCGUGAGAGGGCCAUACCAUAAUCAUCAAGAGAAUGUUGCACACAAUUUCAAGGGUGAUGAACCAAUUGACCUAAAUAAUUUCCCUUAUCAAAAAAAUUAGUGUUUCAAAUUUUCCAAGUUGUACUUAUAAUUCUUUUAUUAUAGUAGUAACUUAUUGAUUGGUAAUGUCUUAGGCAGUUGAUUUUCCACUCUCACUAUCUAUGAUGUCAAGACCUUAACAUAUUGUACACUUUUCUAUGAAACUGAAGGAAGAAAAAAAAAUCUCUGAAAACAAAAUUAUAUGGAUCAUUUGUUGUUAACUA